Molecule: messenger RNA, 1960 nt
Organism: Thermothielavioides terrestris NRRL 8126
Lineage: Eukaryota; Fungi; Ascomycota; Sordariomycetes; Sordariales; Chaetomiaceae
Exons: 3
Coding region: 200-1741 (513 amino acids)
Biological process (GO): negative regulation of septation initiation signaling; activation of GTPase activity
Cellular component (GO): mitotic spindle pole body
Molecular function (GO): GTPase activator activity
Source: RefSeq, a predicted model, not a curated record
GGUUGGGCUGGGCUUGUCCGCAGGGCACUUGCAGCCCGCAUCAGCUUCUCACUCGUCCAACUUCCCCUCCAGCCUCCCGCGACAAACGCCGGUUGUUCCAAAUCCGCCAACCUCAUGAGACAGUGCUAGCAUCGCCACGGUCUUCGUUUCUUGCAAUCGCGGCCAUUGAGAGUCUCGAAACCCCGGCGCCAAAAUCGCAAUGACGCUUCGAGAUUUGAAUCAAUUACUAGACAGGAUGCCGAGUUCCACCAAGGACACCCCCGGCCUGUCUUCGCUAGGCCCGCUUCCGGCGAUGCAGCUCCACCCGCCUCCAUCUCCUGGGACUCACCGAACGCUCAGGAGAUUGCAGUCGGCCCAUACCCUGGGCGCGAAGGCCGCCACACAACCGUCGCUCAUUUCGCAACAGAGACUCCAGCUGCAACACCAGCAACAGUUUCAAAACUUGAAUCAGCACCUUCAAAAAGGCCCUCCUCCACCUGCUCCUGCGCAUGCUCCUCCGUCUCAUCAGCAGCAACAACAACAGCCGCCGCCGCCAAGAAGACAUGCGAGCAUCAACCGCUCGCCGCAAAGAGCACGCGCCAACAGCGACACACCGCAACCCGCCAACGUGCCCCAGCUCAGCGCCGCGACCAUGACCGCCGCAACCGCCGCCAGACGUUCCGCGCUGAGCAAACGGUCGCUCGCCGCUGAUACCAUGUCUCUCGAGAGGUUACUUCGCGAAGGGCCUCCCAAUGGGGAUGUCGAAGGCGCCCUCGAGAGCACGCGCCUCAAGAUUCUCGACCAGGGCAUCAAGUCCGACAGCGACGGCAUGUCGUCCCUUCGAAUAUACGUCUGGCUCAUUUUUCUCAACGCGCCCGUGCUUGACACUGAUAGCUACCUCGCCCUCAUCCACCGCGGCGCGUCUCCCGCCUACUCCAAGAUUCGCAACGACACCUUCCGCACGCUCUCGACCGACCCGCUCUUCCGACGCCGCGUGAGCGAGGCGAGCCUGAUCCGACUACUCAAUGCCUUCGCUUGGACACUCCACGAUGCUCGUGAAGAGCGGGCUCGCGACCCAAGCGUGGCCAGCAGUUCCCGUCUAUCACUCGAUCAAUCGAGCAGUCGGCCGGAAACGGGUCACGGGAGCGACUAUGGCAGCCCAAGCUCGUCGCCCGCCGCGAAGAGAGCACGUGCCCUCACGCUGACCACCGAGGGCUCCGUCACGAGCAUGGCUGCCGAGCCGGGGGCCUACGUCCAGGGCAUGAACGUGCUGGCCGCUCCUUUCCUGUACGCCGCGCGCAGCGAGACGGAGGCUUUUGCCGCCUUCCACCAGCUGCUGACCAACGAGUGUCCGGGCUACAUCCGCGGUGCCAUGGACGGCGUGCACAAGGGUCUUGCGCUGGUCGAUAAGGUGUUGGCCAUCGUCGAUCCCAAGCUCAGCCUGUAUCUCCUGUCCAAGAACCUGUCGGCUGAGAUCUACGCUUUCCCUUCGGUUCUGACACUCUGCGCUUGCACCCCACCGCUCCCUGAGGUGUUGCGCCUCUGGGACUUCCUCUUUGCCUACGGCCCGCACCUCAACAUUCUGUGUAUUGUUGCGCAGCUGGUCAUGAUUCGCACCAAGAUCAUGGAGUCGCCGAGCCCCAACAAACUCCUCCGGUCUUUUCCGGCGCUUCAAGCGGACCAGAUCAAGCGCACGACGCUUGCGAUCAUCAAGAUGAUACCUGAUGAUAUCUACUCGGAGAUCGUUUCCCAUGCCCGCUGAAGCAAGCAGCCUCCGUACACCGAGCGAACCUCGGCCCAAUUGCUUGUACAACCUGUCGCCUCGCGCCCGAUGACAAGCGGCCUCCGUCGCGCGUCACCAGGCUUACCUCUGCGCGGAUCCCUGCCUAAGCGACGCCCUCAUGUGCAUUCAGCGUCUGCGGAGUUCACCGUACGGAGCUCACCGAUUAGCGAGUCCUUUAUCGGGGGAGCCACUGUUCGA